Molecule: messenger RNA, 2258 nt
Organism: Zychaea mexicana
Lineage: Eukaryota; Fungi; Mucoromycota; Mucoromycetes; Mucorales; Lichtheimiaceae
Product: protein-tyrosine phosphatase-like protein
Exons: 7
Coding region: 186-1901 (571 amino acids)
Biological process (GO): dephosphorylation
Molecular function (GO): phosphatase activity
Source: RefSeq, a predicted model, not a curated record
CUCGCACUUUAUGCUUACAGCGUGCACGCAGCUUUACUAUUCCCCUUUGCUUUGAAUUCAACCAUACCUUUGACAUAAGUAUUACGUAUACUCUUAUCUCUCCCUCGGUUAUCUCUCAUUACUGUGCUACUUCACCUCCUUCUUUUCCACCCCCAACUUAAAGACUAAGUGACUAAGGCAAGAAUAUGAUGCAUCAAAGCAGAAUAGAUCUGCUCAAGAUUACGCAGGUCCAAGAUGUAUUACUUGAGAAAGGUAAUGAGGUGCACACGGGUACAGUUCACCUGACGGUUCAUAACCUAAUAUUCAACUAUCCCGAAGGAGAGAUCUGGAUACCUUACCCGAUUAUCCACACGGUUGAACGCAGACCAGCAUCUUUGCAAUCCGGUCGUCACCCGCUGUAUAUUCGCUGUAGAGAUUUCCUGAGUAUCACGUUGUCCUUGUUGAAGGAAGGAGAAGCGCAAGAUGUUUUCGACAGUGUCCAGAAACUCACAUGCAUCAGCUCUACCGAGCAGCUUUAUGCAUUCAGUUACCAGCCUCAACCACCAUUCACGUCAUCCACUGGUUGGAAGCUAUACGAACCUUUAAAAGAAUACGAACGCAUGGGUGUGGGUACCAAGAAUGACAAUUGGCGAUUCACAACAAUCAAUCGCGACUUUACGUAUUCCCCAACAUAUCCACGGACACUCGUCGUACCAACGAAGAUUAGCGACAACGUCCUUAAUUAUGCUGCUAAAUAUCGAAGCAAAGCCAGAAUACCCGUUUUAUCAUAUCUUCAUUGGUAUAAUAUGGCCACUAUCACACGAAGCAGUCAACCUAUGGUUGGAUUCAAACAAGCACGUUCCAUUCAAGAUGAAAAACUUAUAGAAGCGAUAUUUGCCUCCAACGUUCCAACGAAUCCGGGUGGCCAGACGGUUUAUGGAUCGACGGCUGCUAACUUGAUCGUAGACGCACGGCCAAUGGCGAACGCCAUGGGUAAUGUCGCACGCGGCGCAGGAACGGAAAACAUGGAAAACUACAGGAAUUGCAAAAAGACAUAUAUAGCCAUUGAUAAUAUUCAUGUAAUGCGCGACAGUCUGGCAAAAAUGUGUGAAGCCAUGCAAGGAGCAGAUACGGAUGGACAAGUGAAUAGAUUAGCGCUACAACGUUCAAACUGGCUAAAGCAUAUUGCAACGCUGAUGGAGGGCACAGAGACUAUCGUCAAGAACGUGCACGUCUACAACUCACAUGUUCUUGUUCACUGCUCGGAUGGAUGGGACCGCACAGCUCAACUCGUUUCCAUCAGCGAACUUUGUCUCGAUCCAUAUUAUCGUACAUUCGAAGGUUUCCAAGUACUAAUUGAAAAAGAAUGGGUUUCGUUCGGACACAAGUUUGCAGACCGAUGCGGCCACUUGUCGAAUGAAAAGUACUUUGUCAACCUAGUACAUACGGGAAACGCAGCAACAAAUACAAUCAAAGACAUGCAGAACAAGUUUUACAAAUCCAACUAUUAUCAGCGAGAGACAAGCCCAGUAUUCCAUCAAUUCCUGGACUGUGUAUACCAACUGUUGCGACAAUGGCCUACCCGGUUCGAGUUUAACGAAGACAUGCUUAUUGAUCUGCACUACCACGUCUACUCUUGUCAAUAUGGAACAUUCUUAUUCAACUGUGAGGCAGAACGGACAAAUCAUUAUCCACAGAGCAAGACCUUUAGUAUCUGGGAUUAUUUCAACACGUAUAAGGACAAGUUCCUCAAUGACAUGUAUGAUCCAAAGAAGGAUCUUGACCUAGUAGAUGACGGUGGCGUGCUGUUCCCGGAUCCGCUCAACAUCAAGUACUGGUCAGGUCUUUUCAAUCGCCAAGAAGAUGAGGUCAAUGAACCAAUAACUUAUGGUGUCUCUCAUCCAUUAGCGGAAGAGGCAUGAUAAAUUCCCACAUCCCUUCUCUCCUUCUCUUUCUUAUUGCCCUAUCCCCCUCCCUCCAUCUCACAUUUAUCCGUCCAUCAGAGCCAUGUAGUUUUACAUAUAAUUUGAUUUUGUCGACCUGUUUCUCAUGUUUGUGCAACCGUUUGUAUAUCCGGAUCGAAGGUGGCAAGUUCAUAUUUUAGAAUUGGGUAUCAGGUAACCUUGCAACCUCGCAACCAUUACCAUAGUGAUCCUCGUCGACUUGAUCAACGGUCGAUGCAGCUCACACGUAUAUUUACGCAUGUAGUAUUUUAUGCGCGUAUGUUAAUGUGAUUAAAAUUUACAACGAACCCCUUUCAUCGCAAAUUAAAAUACACC